Molecule: messenger RNA, 1019 nt
Organism: Rhincodon typus (whale shark)
Lineage: Eukaryota; Metazoa; Chordata; Chondrichthyes; Orectolobiformes; Rhincodontidae
Product: calcium-activated chloride channel regulator family member 3-like
Exons: 6
Coding region: 1-669 (222 amino acids)
Source: RefSeq, a predicted model, not a curated record
AUGUUAGGGCAGCAGAGACAAUUAUAUGAAUUUGACAAGCUACAGUCUGGAUAUAAUCUGAGCACAGCAGUGAUGAGGUUCCAAAAAACCUUCAUCUUGGUGCUUAGCUAUCUUCUGUGUGGUUCUGUUCUAAAGUGUUCUGGGAUAAAGCUGGAGAAUAAUGGAUAUAGAGACAUAGUUAUUGCCAUUAACCCUCAAACCCAACAUAAUGAACAGCUAAUUGAAAAUAUUCGGGAAAUAGUGACUGCAGCCUCCUCCUACCUUCACCGAGCUACCAAACAGCAAGUUUAUUUCGCAGAUGUGAAAAUCCUGCUGCCUCUAACGUGGCCAGUUGGUUCCCACCCGGUUCAGAGACCGACGACUCAAUCCUACGAGAAGGCUGAUGUGAUCAUUGCUGAACCAAACCGUAAAUACGGAGAUGACCCAUACACCCUACAGUAUGGCGGAUGUGGUGAGAAGGGACGGUACGUUCACUUCACACCGAACUUUAUACUGAACAGCAGUCUGGUUUCAGUUUAUGGACUGAAAGAUAGAGUAUUUGUUCAUGAAUGGGCUCAUCUUCAGUGGGGAGUUUUUGAUGAAUAUAACGAACUGGUGCCCUUCUAUUUUUUUAAUAGAACCAUUGAAAAAAACGGGAUGUUCAAAACAGAUUACAGGACAGACUGCUGAUUGCACAGGCAGCUCCUGUUCACCGUGUGACACUGAUCCCAAGUCAGGACUGCCGAAAGGGAAUUGUACAUUUUAUCCAGAGAAAAGCCAGACUGCAUCCUCUCCAAUAAUGUUCAUACAAGCACUGUCAAAUGUGACUAAAUUCUGUGACGACAGGACUCACAAUUCUGAAGCACCGAACAUGCAAAACAAAAUGUGCAACUCUAGGAGCACUUGGGAUGUAAUCAGCAAGUCGCAGGAUUUCAGAAACAAUCGCUCAUCUUACAGUGGGUCAGUGACACCAACCUUCACACUGCUACAGGCUAAAGACCGUGUGCUCUGCUUAGUCCUUGAUGUUUCUGGGAGUAUGG